AUGGAACCCCUUACUAUGAAAAGAAUUGUCAAAACUGAUUGGAUAAUGGGAAAUAUAGACAAAUCUGUAAUAACUAUGUAUAAAUAUAUUGAAAGAACGCAUAUACAAAAGUUCAUUCAAGACAAAAUAGAAACUAAUUUAGAAGCCUUUGAGAAUGGAAGUUCUCGUCUAAAUGAUUAUUAA
Molecule: messenger RNA, 183 nt
Organism: Funneliformis caledonium
Lineage: Eukaryota; Fungi; Glomeromycota; Glomeromycetes; Glomerales; Glomeraceae
Source: the annotation of a GenBank genome assembly